UGCACAAGAAUCCUCGCGCGGAUUUCGGAAAUCAAUGGAGGCCCUGGCUGCUGAAAUAGCCCGGAAGCGCAAAGCUCUCCAGGAAUGUGAGUUGGUCACUAAGGAGAAAAAGUAUUUUAAGCGGUCAGAACUUGCAAAAGUCGAGCAGCAGGAAUACCAAAGCAAAUGUCGAUACAAAACGAACAUUAUUUUGACAGAGGAUGAUAUGAAUUCUUCGAAUCUUCCUCAGUCGGUAAAUCCCUUUUUUCGAGUUGUGCAAUUUCAGACUCCUGAAGAAAACCUAUUACUUAAAAAAUUUGAAAAAGAGCGCGAAGAAAAAGCCAAGGGAAAAUUAAUGCCAAGACGAGAGGUUAUUAAACUUCUCCGUGAAAGAAAUCAACCAAUAAGGCUUUUUGGGGAGUCGGAUUAUGACACAUUUCAGCGGCUAAAACGCAUCCAAUUACUUGAGCCAGAAUCAAAAGGUCUGAGGAAUGAUUUGCUCGCUGCAAUGGACAAAGUUGACGAAGAUGAAGAUGAGGCCGUUUUCGGUGAUGUGCGCCACAAUCCAAGCGCUGCUGCUGCAACAGAUGGGGUUGCAAACCUGGAAGUCGCUAUUAAAAAGGAUUAUAUUCAUCCUGACGAAAUGGAAAUUUUGAAGGUCACAUUGUCAUCAUAUGUUAUGAUUCGAGAACCUAACGCAACUGACGAUGCCACAGCAGCUGCCACAAGCUUCGCGCGAGCUACACCCGAACAUCACGUUAAUAAGGCCAAUGACCACGCUGCUCGUGAAGAAGUGUCUGGUCUUGUGCUUCGAUACCUAAAGUUCCUUCUUUCACAAUGGGGCACAUUUUUGAACCUGCGUCCACGAGAAGUCAAACAAUCAUACUCCGGCAAAAUGGCCAGUGCAACUUACAAUCAAACGUUGGAGUACAUAAAGCCACUUUUUAAACUAUUAAAGACAAAGCGAUGCCAAGAUGACAUCCUAGACUCUCUUGUUAAAGUUGUUGUUUUGCUCAUGGACAGGAAUUACCUAAAGGCUAAUGACGCCUACUUGGAUCUCGCGAUCGGCAAGGCCCCCUGGCCCUUGGGCGUCACCAACCAUGGUAUCCAUCAGCGAACGGCUCAGGAUAAAAUUCACGCCAAAAACGUUGCACACGUUCUCAACGACGAGACGCAACGAAAAUUCAUCCAGGGUAUCAAACGACUGAUGACUCGUGCCCAGGAAUUCUUUCCUACCGACCCCUCCAGAUGUGUCAACUACAUGAAGGAGCCACUAAAUGCUCCUGUUACUUCCUGA
Molecule: messenger RNA, 1276 nt
Organism: Mesocestoides corti
Lineage: Eukaryota; Metazoa; Platyhelminthes; Cestoda; Cyclophyllidea; Mesocestoididae
Source: the annotation of a GenBank genome assembly